AUGAGCAGAAAGCAAGUUCCCGUGUCCAUCAAGUUCAAUGAGCUAGGCUUGCGCCUCGUCGAUGGACGUUCAGUGCUGGAAGGUGUGAGCGGCACCUUUUUGCCAGGCCGAAUGGUGGCCAUCAUGGGACCCUCGGGUGCGGGGAAGACCACCUUUAUGAACGUGCUCUCCGGUAAGGCCACCUAUGGCCAGAUGACGGGCCAAGUGGCCUUCAAUGAUGGUGAAUUGGAUUUGCUCACCAUGAAGCAAGGCAUGGGCUUUGUCCCGCAGGACGACAUCGUCCAUGAGCAACUCACCGUGAGCAACUCGGACCCAGCGACCAGAAGGAAGAAACGCUUGGAAUGCCUGGUUUUGCUGAAGACGUGGGAGAACAUCUUCUUCUCGGCGAAGCUCAGAAACCCUUACAACGUUCCGGAUGCCUUGCUGGAAGAGGUGGUCGAAGACGUCUUGAAUGUGAUGCAGAUGACCCACAUCCAAGGAAGUGUGGUUGGUGGUGUAGAGGAGCGCGGCAUCAGCGGGGGCCAACGGAAGAGGGUGAACAUCGGCUUAGAGUUGGCUGCGAGGCCGACGGUGCUCUACUUAGACGAGCCCACAAGUGGUUUGGAUAGCACCUCCUCCUUACAGGUCAUCAACUCACUAAGCAAAAUGGCCAGAUUGGACAUGACCAUUGCCAUGGUCAUUCAUCAGCCACGUUAUCCACUCUUCAGCUUGUUCGACGACGUGUUGUUGUUGGGCCCUGGUGGUCGCACUGUCUACUUGGGACCUUCCUUGGGCGCCAAGUCAUACUUCACAACCUUAGGUUCCUUGGCCGCCCGUGAGAUGAACCCAGCUGACUGGCUCAUGGAUGUGCUUUCCGGGGUAGUGCCCAACGAACAGCUCUCAACGUUCCGGCCGGCUAUGCUCUUUGACAUUUGGAACUCCAAGAAGGACUCCAUCAGCAGGGAUCAAGUCCGCCGAAGCUUGACGGCGCUGGAAGACUCCGCGGUCUUGGUUAAUGCCAUCGAGGAAGAAUGGGCCAAGAUUGACAAGGACAGUUCCGGCAGUGUGGAUGCCAAGGAGUUGGCGCUCCUGCUGCAGACCUGCGGAGAGCAGCACCCACACCCCGAGGCCGUGGCCGAGAUGUUGCACCAGAUCUCAGGAGGCAAAGAGUUCGCCACCAAGCAGGACAUGGUGACCUUCGUCCAUCGACUCCGGGGCUCCGAACACCCCGCGGCCAAAGGUGCCGCAGUCAGCCCAACUGCCAACGCAGGGACCGCAGGGACGCAGAGCUCGGAUGAAACGCAGCGGCUGUUGGCCUUGGAGGCGCACCACACGCAGCCGCGCUUCACCUUGCCACGCCCGGGCUUUUGUCAACAGUGUGGCAUCGUUCUGAAGCGGCGCUUCGCUAUGUUCAUGCGGGAGACCUCGAGGAGGAUGGAGGAAGUCGGUUUGGUGUUGCUCUGCUCCACGGGCAUCGGCUUGAUGCACAUGGGCUCCAAUGGACCCAACUCCUUAGAUCUGCCAGGUAAUCUCCACAUGUUCUUCAUUGGCUUGGCCCUGCUCUCCGCCGUCUCCUCGCUGAAGGUUUUUGGUGAGGAUCGCCCCAUGUUCUGGCGCGAGAGCGCCAACGGCAUCAGCGUGGCGGCCUUCUUUACUGCGCGAUGCCUGGGAAACAUGUUCGACGUGCUCCUGCUUGGCAGCACCUACAUUCUGAUCUACUUCAUAUUGACAAGGCCACCAGUGCCCUACAUGGUCUACCUCAUUCCUGGCAUUUUGGUGGCUUUUGCUGCUGCCAGCUGGGGAUACUUGAUUUCGACUUUGGUCCAGCCUCAAAAUGCGACGACGGCCACGGUGAUGUUUAUCUUGGUGGGCUGUGGGAUCUUGGGCAAUCCUUACAGGAUGUCUGAUCUCAUUGACGGAGGGGCCAAAGAGGUCAUGAUCGCUCUGUCGUUGAUCCGCUGGGCAUUGCCCAUGUGCUUGUCGGCGACCAUCGAGAGAGCCCAGGGCAAAUCCCUCUGCAUCGACUUGAACGUCUUGGUGGUGCAUCAGGCCUACCACAACGAUAUGUCGCAAGGGAAGUACACCCUGUGGAAUCAAGGGCUCUUGGCCUUGGUGUGCACCAGCAUUCUGGUGACCUUUGCAGCUUUUCUUGGCUUGAAGUUCACCAAUCGGAGCAAACAGGUGUGA
Molecule: messenger RNA, 2166 nt
Organism: Symbiodinium natans
Lineage: Eukaryota; Dinophyceae; Suessiales; Symbiodiniaceae
Source: the annotation of a GenBank genome assembly